AUGUCCCGGCAUCUCUUCCAUUCCGCGGUGCUGCUUCUCGACGUGUUAUGCGGCAGUGGGGCUGCACACACUGUGCAGACGAAGACUGACGUUGAUCCAUUCACAGGGAUCGGAUGGACAUCCUCUCAAUGGGAAGCCCCUACAAAAGUUAAUGAAAAAUUAUUCUCGCUCCGCGUUCCCAGCCUUGUUGAGGUGAACAAUAACGUGUUCUUCGUUGCUGAAGCGCUGUGCAAGGAAAAAGGAGAAAGCUGCAGCCGUACUGGGAUUGCGUCAAGGCACCUCGAUCUAACUGAUGAUAAGCCAACGGAGAUAUUGACGGAGGACGCAAGUUUGGUGGUGCAGUUUCCAGAGGGUGUUGCGACGGGUACCGUCGAGGCAAAGGACACAAUGCGGCCAACGACAGUUGUUUCUGGCGACAAUGUCUACAUGCUUCUGAGAAAUCAGAGCGUUACACCGUCGGUGGGUAAAUUGGCUACUGCACGUGACUGGGGGCUUUUGCUGGUAAAGGGAAGCGUCAGUAGUGGCAAUGUAAUCACGUGGAAUGAGACUCAUGCGGUGACGUUUGGAAACGAUGAAUAUGCUGCUAAAUUCCUGACCCAGUUGGUUUCUGGCGGAGGAUCGGGGAUUAAGACGAAGGACGGUACACUUAUGUUUCCCCUGCAGGCCACAGAGAAAGGAAACACUUCAUUGCUGUCCAUGCGCUUUGAUAAGUCAGAGAAUAAAUGGAAGCUUUCGCACCAAACGGAUGUUGAUGGCUGCAGGGACCCGACCAUCGUGGAGUGGGGAGAAGAAGACAGACUCCUCAUGAUGGCUUCUUGUGAGCGAGGUUACCGUGACGUGUACGGAUCCACUGUGAGUGGGCGGAGUUGGUUUCCAUAUGGUGAGACACUCGCUCGCGUGUGGGGCGACGCACACAAUCGAAAGGGGCACGGUGUCCAGAAUGGCUUCAUCAAAGUGACAAUUGAGGACAAGAAUGUGAUGCUCGUCACCCUGCCAGUGUAUUCCAAGGACAACAGAGAAAGCAAUAAAGAAAAGGGUCGGCUCCACCUUUGGCUGACGGACAAGGCACGUGUGUAUGAUGUUGGGCCGAUAUCCCGUGAGGCUGAUGACGCUGCCGCGAGCUCCCUUUUGAUGAGGAGUGGGAAUGAAAAGUUGAUCUCAGUGUACGAAAACAAGAAGGGUGAUGACGGGUCAUACACUCUUGUCGCCGUGAGCCUGGGGAAGCAGCUGGAGCGGAUCAAAUCCACGGUGAAGAAAUGGAAGGAUUUGGACAGCGCCUUGCAUUCAUGCCGUUCCGGUUCCAGCGCCACUUUCGACUUGCCAACGAAGGGUAUGUGCAAUGGUCCUGUUCCCACUGAUGGGCUUGUUGGCUUCUUGUCUGGUAACUUCUCUGAGAACACAUGGAGUGACGAGUACCUCUGCGUGAAUGCAACUGUGAAGAAUGGGGAGAGAAGGGUUCCCAAUGGAUUGACGUUCCAAGGGUCUGGGGCAGGGGCGGUGUGGCCUGUUGGUGACAUGGGGCAGACUGUUCCUUACUACUUUGCUAACAACAAGUUCACUCUUGUGGCGACGGUGUCUAUCCACGAGGUGCCGAGGGAAGACAGCAGCCCCAUUCCUUUGGUGGGUGUGAGGAUGAAUGACACCAGCAGCACGGUGCUCUUUGGUCUGUCGUACACCCACGAAAAGAAGUGGAAGUUCACACUUCCCAACGGAACUUAUGGAGCUUACGAGGAUGAUGAACACUAUGAAUAUUACGAAGGUAAGUAUAAUUGGCAACCAAACAAAACAUAUCAAGUAAUGCUGCAAAUGGAUGCCAAGGAGUGGGAUGUGUACGUUGACAGAAUGCGGGUUUAUUCUGGGGAAUACGACUGGAAUCUGUUUAAAGAUCACAGGGUCUCGCACUUCUAUUUUGGCGCGGAGAAUAAGGAGGGUUCGGAAAACAGCCACGUGACGGUGACCAACGUCCUGCUGCACAACCGCAUAAUCUAUGGACGUGAAAUUGCGAAACUCAGAGCCAGCAAACUCUCUAUUCCAAACCCUGGUGAGGAGUUCCUCACUGAGAAAGAGGAGGAAACACCAUCAUCACCUGAAGAGGAGGAAGCAGAGCAGGAAGUUGAGGAGGCGCUUCCACGGCCAAAAUCAUCCGUGGAAGCUUCUGAAGGCAGUUAUGCUGCCGCAGUUUCUUCUGGGGGCCGUGGCUUUCACGGAACAAGGGAGGAGGAGACGGAGACGGAUGGCAACAGUGGAUCGGCGUCUCCACCGGCCCCAUCGAGUGUGAGCACUGCCUCUCAUUCGGGCGACGAAGGGAUGAGUGUCCGUGAAGGCACCUCUCUGCAGGAAGAAGUGCCACCACCUUUUGGGACCGAAGACAUUCCGAAGGCCGACGUGGAGCGACCGAUCUACGAAGAAGAAGCGACCUCUCCGGAAUGGGCCACUGAGCGGCAGACGCAAGAAACCAAUGCGCCUUUGGUUGAAAAUGGAGACGGUGAGGACGUUGGCACCGCACCGGGUAAUGCAAGCAUCCUGCCUGGGGAGACCAAGAUACCAUCGGAGUCCAACGCAACACCGCUCUCGGACCAUGGCAUUUUGCCUGAGCACGGGCAUUUGAGCGACUUGUCGGGCAUGGCUCUAUUUGCUGAGAGCACCGUGCAUGGGUGUGUGUCUCGGGUGCUGUUGCUGCUGCUUCUGGGGCUGUGGGGCACUGCGGCUCUUUGUUGA
Trypanosoma cruzi is the source of this 2718-nucleotide messenger RNA. RefSeq names its product trans-sialidase, putative. The transcript has a single exon. Gene Ontology annotation, molecular function: exo-alpha-sialidase activity. The record is from RefSeq and is a predicted model, not a curated record. Bases 1 to 2718 code for a protein of 905 amino acids. Lineage: Eukaryota; Euglenozoa; Kinetoplastea; Trypanosomatida; Trypanosomatidae.